CCCCGGCGGCGCUGGGCUCAGUGCGGUCACGUGUCCCCAGCAGCCCCGCUCCCUCCGCGCUCCGCCAUGGCUGCGGCGGCCGCCGCCGGCUCCUUGCUCCUCUGCCUGCUCGGCCUGGCGCUGCCCGGCGGCAGUGCACUGCACACCAAGGGCUCCGUGCCCCUCGACACCAUCACCUUCUACAAGGUAAUUCCAAAGCAUAAGUUCGUCCUUGUGAAGUUCGACACCCAAUAUCCUUAUGGCGAGAAACAGGAUGAGUUUAAAAAGCUGGCAGAGAGCUCGGGCUCCAGUGGGGAUCUUCUGGUGGCUGAAGUGGGAAUAUCAGAUUAUGGUGAUAAACUGAACACUGAGCUGGGAGAAAAGUACAAGCUGGAUAAGGAGAAGUUCCCUAUUUUUCACUUGUUCCAGGAUGGUGACUUUGACAAUCCCUUACCUUACAGCGGCCAAAUCAAGGCUGGAGCCAUUCAACGCUGGCUGAAGAGUAACGGCAUCUACCUGGGGAUGCCAGGCUGCCUGAAGGAGUACGACAUGCUGGCCAGCAAGUUUGUGAGCACCACUGAGAAGUCAGAGCGCCAGUCCCUCCUCAAAAAGGGGCAGGAGAGCUUAGAAAAGGCAAAAGAAAGUGAGAAGAAGUCAGCUGAGCAAUACUUGAAAAUCAUGAGCAAGAUACUGGAGCAGGGAGAAGAGUUUGCUGCUAAUGAAGUGGUGCGAAUCACCAAACUGAUCGAGAAGAACAAAAUGAGUGAUGGGAAAAAGGAGGAGCUCCAGAAAAGCCUCAAUAUCCUUGCUUCUUUCCUGAAGAAGAACAAUGACAAAGAUGAGCUCUAAUACGCUGGAGAACUUUGUAUAAGCUGUGAAACGAUGUCCUAACCAGUUCUCCUUAUGCAAGCAAACUUCCCGCUGACUUCAAGAGAGCAGCAGAUUUCCUUCUGGUAUUCUCAGUUUAGAAGAUCAAGAGGAAGAUGUUCCUUAAAAUCACAGUAUCCUAAAUGUUGGGAAAAUCACCUUAAAGCAAGACGUCAGUAUCAUGUAAUACUACUCAAUAACAGUGUUAAAGCAGACAACAAAAAAAGCACUAGAUUGGCCUGAAGCACAUUCCUGGUGGUUUUUACAACUGUUCCCUGGCAAAUUAAUGACACAAGUUGGUCUCAUUCCAUUUUACAUGUUGUUAAAGGUACAGAUUGGGUGCCCCUCGCAUCUCCACCUUCCCUUGUCCUUAGUGUCUGUGGGGUUAAUGCUCAUUAGUCUACUCCUCCUCCCACCUUUGUCUUCCCUGUAGGGCUCCUUCUCUGAGUGUUGUUCUCCUUACCUGUUGUUGACUGAGAGACCUGGAGCUUCCCUCUCCUGGCUUCUGCAGUGGCUCCUGUCUGUUUGGGUUGGGUAUCAGCCAAGUGCUGGCAGUGAAAACGGGUCCUCCACGUUAUCAAAACCUGCUCCUCAUCUGCUGGCCAAAGCAGCCAUUUCAGCCAGCAUUGUGGUACCCUGACAGAGCGCGUGGUGUUGCUCUGAGCAAGGGCAGAGGCUCCUUGAGGUGCUGUUCCAUUCAGUCUCGCCAGUUCAUGCAAACUCCUGUUGUUUCAGAGGUACAUGUGGGUGAGUUUCCUUAUGCUUGAAGAGCACAUGCAAUGCCUGAAUAUUUUGCCUGGCCUUCCCGUCCAACCUUCAUUGCCCAGCUUCAG
Melopsittacus undulatus (budgerigar) is the source of this 1679-nucleotide messenger RNA. It is a transcript of the gene ERP29, whose product is annotated as endoplasmic reticulum protein 29. The transcript is spliced from 3 exons. Lineage: Eukaryota; Metazoa; Chordata; Aves; Psittaciformes; Psittaculidae. Gene Ontology annotation, cellular component: endoplasmic reticulum lumen; endoplasmic reticulum. The coding region runs from base 67 to 828 and encodes 253 amino acids. Gene Ontology annotation, biological process: protein secretion. The record is from RefSeq and is a predicted model, not a curated record.